GGAUUACCGGGGGCUGCUUCGUCCUCGGCUGCAUUAAAGCUGGAGCUGCCGCCGCUGCACACACAUCGAAGGCUCUCCUCCUCCUCCUCCUCCUCCUCCUCCUCCUCGCCGCAGCUCCCGCAGACGGCCGGGCUCCUGGAUGGUGGAACCGUUUCGUCUCUUUACACACAGCGGGAUCGGGAUCGGUGUCCGGUCUACACAACGGGACAUAAAACGGACGUACUCACGUAGUUUCAGCUGUCCACGUCGAGCCGUGUCGAGAUGCUGCACUGAGGAGAAAACAGCAGAGGCUCCCCCGGUUGUGUUCAUCCUGAGGCUGCAGAGAACGGAGGGGGGAUUGCGGUACAGCAAGGUUAAUACUCAGCACCGGUGAAAGGUCUUCUCUGUGAGCGGGGACCGACUCGAAAGGGUGAUUCUUGCCCCUGUGCGGGGGGAUCGGCGGAGAAAUAGAGAUCUCUAAAAAAUUAUGGCCACCCUACUGCGGAAGAUCGGUCUAAUCCGCCUGCACGACCGAGACACCGAGGACCCAAAGCACCAUCAGGGCUCGUUAAAGGGGACCAAAGGGAACCAGAAAAAUAACACCAACAAACACUGUCAGACCGCCAACGAAACCAACAUCCUGAGCACCCCGGAGAUUAAGGCGAGGAAGCUGGACCAGCUCGGCAAGGACAAGCCGUCCGGCAAGGAUAAGCAGGGCAAGGAUGCGAAGGAAAAGCAGCAGACGGGGGGAGGCGGCGGGAGUAAAGCGACCAGUGCCUCCUCGAUACCACCGCUGGCGCCUCACCGGCAACACUGCACCCAGGUCCGGACGCGGAGGCUGAUGAAGGAGCUACAGGAGAUCAGGAGGUUAGGGGACAACUUCAUCACGGUGGAGCUGGUGGAGGACAACCUGUAUGACUGGAACGUCAAGCUGCACCAGGUGGACAAGGACUCGGCGCUGUGGCAGGACAUGAAGGAGACCAGCACCGAGUUCAUACUGCUCAACGUCACCUUUCCCGACAAUUUCCCCUUCUCGCCGCCGUUCAUGCGGGUCCUGACGCCCCGGUUGGAGAACGGCUACGUGCUGGACGGCGGGGCCAUAUGCAUGGAGCUGUUGACCCCCCGCGGAUGGUCCAGCGCCUACACGGUGGAGGCUGUCAUGAGGCAGUUUGCGGCCAGCCUCGUAAAAGGACAGGGGCGUAUAUGUAGGAAAUCAGGGAAGUCCAAGAAAGCUUUCAGCCGUAAGGAAGCCGAGGCCACCUUCAAGUCCCUGGUGAAGACCCACGAGAAGUACGGCUGGGUGUCCCCGCCCGUGUCCGACGGCUGAGCGCCCCGCCACCGACCCUCAGACCCCCGCGCUAGCCGGACAAAACCCCAGCUAGCCCCGACACGCAAAACGACACACCACGCUAACUCAACAAUCUCUCACCUUUCACCUUUUGCUGUUUCACUCAAGAGUUUCUUUUUUCGGUUUUGUGUGUCUGUGUUAUUAUUUUUUUUACCUUUUUUUUUGUGCUCAUCUCCACCAAAACUCUCUGAGAGCAGACUCGCCACCAUCAUCGCCACUCCUCCAACAAGAAGCAACUUUCGUUCCCCUCCUUCUCACCCAGGGAGGUUCUUUCCCCCAUUCUGGAAAGACCUGAGAGGGAGGUGUGUGUGUGUGUGUGUUUGUGUGUGUGUGUGUGGGUGUGUUGUGUGUGUGUAUGUUUGUCACUCCAUCGGACAUCACCUGGGAGUGUGUGCGCGUGCAUCGGAGUGUGCGUUACUGUCGGUGGAUUUCCUUUUUUGCUUUGUUUUUCCUGAACGCACACCCAUGCACGUGCAGUCGGAUAAAUCGGACAGUGUGGACUUUUCCACCCAUGUGAAAGACUACUGAAUGAAGGAGACUCAUCCCCCUCUCCUGUCCUCGCCAUUCCCCUCCUCUCUUUCUCCACCCCUCGCUCCCCUCUUCUCUACAGCACUGAACUUGCGUCACUUCCCACUGUCUCUCUCUGUAGCUGUCGGGUCAUUUACAUAUAAAUGAAGCUGUUAAUGUUUAAUAGACGGGCAGCACACUGGCGUUUAAUACUCACUCAUUCACUCCUUCAUUUCCCCCUUUUCUUUUUCGACUGUGCCGUUGCUCACAGUUCAAUGCAACAUGAAGAUUGUAAUUUACAUGGAGCUGUGCUCUCUCUCUCUCUUUUCUCUUUCUGUCUCUUUCUUUAGCUUGCUCGUUCACUUUGUUUCUCUUUCUUUCUCUCCGUCUCUUGUGGCUAAAUUUAGAGCUCACUUUUGCAUAGAUGGAUAUUGAUUUCUAAUGGAGAAAUAAAAAGUCACAUGUUGCUUUAUGCAGAGACUAUGUACGAUAAAUAGAAUGACAGUCAGUCACCUCUCUUUCUUUCUCUCUUUACUCUCAUGUUAUCGUGUGUGUGUGCGCGUGUGCGCGUGUAGGAGAGGAAGAAGACUGUAAUUCCCAUGAUUUAGAUACCAGAUGGUACAGCUGAAGGCCAGGCCUCAGUGUGUGUGUGAGCAAGGGAGACAACCCUUUAAACAGAGAAGAAUAUGAUUUACUGUGAAUGACACUAAGGCCUAAAGGGAGUGCUGUUUUUAUGGGUUUUUUUUUGUUAAAUUACUCGUCUUGUUCCACUUUCUGUGUCAGCUCCUGAUUAUUACUACUGUAAACACGUGAGUGGUUGUGACUGAAUAUCUUCGUGCACAUAGCCUCGUCUGUCUCUUCUCCGAUCCACGUAAAGAACUUAAGGUCUGUAGAAUAUACGCUCCGGACGAUUAGCUGCGCUCCAGACGCGCACACACACUCGAGCUCGCCCACACAUCCCACACACCCACUCGUGCGUACACCUGUGGCCUUGGCGUCAGCGGUAACACGCGGGAAUGGAGACAGACAUGAAGGCUCGAGUGCCGCCAUAGAUGGAGAGGUGCUUUAAAUGAGCGUACGCUUCAGAGCCCGCCUGAUUGAUGUCUGCUGAAAGAGAGGGAGAGGAAGAACAGAGGGAGAGGAGGGAAUUGUGGGAGCUUUGAUCACUACCGGCUGCUUCUGGAAAUGUCAGGUGGCUUUUAAAAUGGCCGAAGACAGAUAUUAUUUGCUCUACCCGCUGUGAUUACACACAGUUCCCGAGUUCCAACCUUUAAAAGGACUUUAUAAAUAUCUAAUAUUAACUCUACGGCUGCAGCAACGUCGGUCUCAAUCAACGGGCGCCUGCUAGCCACAGACUAUCUGUCCGAGCAGUCCAGCGGGUUCCUCGUGUGUUUGUUUUGCUAUCUGCCAGUUAAAUGUCAGAGGGAAAGCUGCUAAUUGGCCUGACAUUUCAACAGAGCAUCAUUAGAGAAGAGCAGCUGAGAGCAGAAGGAUGGAGGAUGUCAAACCUCCCGCUCUGCGCUGACAUUUUGUCACUUUCCACUCUUGCCCUGCUUUUUUUUCCUUUUUUAGGGGGGGUAGCAGAAAGUGGGUUAGGUGAGGAGAGACCAGGGGUAUAGGAGCAGCUCAAUGCCAGUCAGCUCUCAGCAGGCCCAGCCGUAAUCCUGGAGCAGGAUGUUUAAACCGCUGAGCCGAAGCCGAGCCGUGCUGCAAGCAUGCCGCGUUUUGGAUCAGUCUGCGCCACGUUUCAAAGCCCCCACCCCCCCACCUCCCUCUCGUGUUGGGUUUGUGGUCGACGACAAAUGUCCGUCUGUGCGUGAGUGCAUGUGUGAGCAAACAUGUGUGUUACACUCCCAUUAUUUAAAAAAAAAAAGAAAGGAAAAAAAUCAUACCAUCUGGUAUGUGAUCAUGUACGAGAGCGUGUUAGUCCUCUUCGAAUUUGGAUAGUCAGUUCAGGGUCGAUCGUAUAGUGAUCUCUCAGCUUGUCAGCGGAGAGAACUGUAAACUGAAUUAUUAUUAAGACAAAAUAUCUCAAAAGCUGCGUGUUUGCUGGUUUCAAGAGAAUAAUUUUGUGAUAUAGUUUAGAUUGGUAGUUUGCAGACACUAACUGGGUGAACUGAUUAUGUUGUAUUAUAUCUGCAUGUGAUAUGUGAUUGGUAGCUAGCUACUGUAUAUCUUUUUUCAAGAAAAGUAAGAAAAAACAUGGGGAAAAAACAAAAAUGCAAAUGCUUCUCUUUUCUUGUUCUUUUUUUCUUUUUUGGGUUCUGUAUUGUAUGUAUAUUUCUUUCUAAGCGUCCUACAAAUGUCACAUUGUGUUAUAUGAAUGUCUGUGUUUUAAUUUAUUUGUGGUUUGCCAAAAUGAAGAUUUGAAGCAUGUUGCAGGUAUUGUCACAAGAAAAUGAGAAGAAAAAAAAAAAUCCUUACUAAGAAUGAUAGCCUACGUAUUUGUGUGGUGGGGGAAGGUGUGUUUAUUUGGGGGGAUUUCAGGGAGUAAAGAAGGACAAAAGGUUGCAAAGCCUCAAGAUUAUAAAGGGAGUAUUUCCUUCAUUGGGAGUGCAUCAAAGUGGAAUCAAGAAAAUUCCUACGCUCCCUUGAAUACUCCCUAGUCCCCUCCAUGAUGUCACUACUGUCCCUUCCCCAUUGGUCCUGCUAUAGACAGUGAUUUGGCUUAUGGGUAAUGCAGUCAACACAAAGAUCUGGACUGAAAGUUCCCCAAGUCACAGAUCUGGGAUCAGUAUGACCUCCCUAUGCUUCAAAUCAUACUCGUAAAGGGAAUGUGCACAUCUGACCUGCGAUCAGUUACUCUGGGCAACUUCAUCCCACUCCUGACUUGAGUGUUUGGUCGAGACCGAGGUCUUAAAAGUUCAAAAGGUGAAAGGUCGUUGCAAGACCAAACAGGAAUGUGCAAUAAAAGUUACAGCUUAUUCAAA
This is a messenger RNA of Morone saxatilis (striped sea-bass), 4764 nucleotides long. It is a transcript of the gene ube2ql1, whose product is annotated as ubiquitin-conjugating enzyme E2Q family-like 1. The coding region runs from base 467 to 1306 and encodes 279 amino acids. The record is from RefSeq and is a predicted model, not a curated record. NCBI's taxonomy places the organism in Eukaryota, Metazoa, Chordata, Actinopteri, Moronidae. The transcript has 3 exons.